Messenger RNA from Naegleria fowleri, 669 nucleotides. RefSeq lists its product as uncharacterized. Lineage: Eukaryota; Heterolobosea; Eutetramitea; Acrasida; Naegleriidae. The record is from RefSeq and is a predicted model, not a curated record. Bases 1 to 669 code for a protein of 222 amino acids. The transcript has a single exon.
AUGCAACUUGCCUCAAUAAUUGCAGUGGUUGUUGUGGCCUUUACGGCAGUGAUGAUGAUGGCAACGGCUGUUCAUGGUCAAGAUUUUUCUCUUCUCGUUAGACAAAAGAAUCAAAGAACUGAUUUUCGUGUGGAUGGAACCAUCGAAAAGGUAGAAUCAGACUCCACCUCAACCAUCAAGGAAAUGAUGAGAGGAAAUAGCUUCCCUUCCUUAAUGAGAGUGCGUGGUUCGGGUGCCUCUUGCACUUAUGAUAAUUCCAAUGAAAAUGAUAAAAGAUUUGUCUGUAAUGUAACCUUUGAGAAGAAGAUCUUCACCAAGAAGGUCCAUGUUUCAGCCACUGUAAUUUUAACUGCUCAUAUCAAGACUCAAACCAUUGAUGUUGAAGUUCAAGUGGCAGGAAAGACCUUGUACAAGAAAACCUAUGCCAUGAACGCCGUAAAUAUUCCUCCAUUCUGUGUUUCAUUGAUUAUGGACGUCAGCUUGUGUUUGGCUUUGAAGGAUAUCAAGUUCAAUACCAAUGCUCCCGGAUGUGUGGUGUUUGAUUUGAGUGCCUACUUGGAUGCAUUCGGAGCCAAACAAAAUUUGGUGACUCAGCAAGUCGGAUGGAAUGUCAAUGCUUGCAAGAAUACAAGAAGCGUUGAAAAUUUAUUCUUGCUGCAGCCUCAGUAA